Trichomonas vaginalis G3 is the source of this 1179-nucleotide messenger RNA. RefSeq lists its product as uncharacterized. The record is from RefSeq and is a predicted model, not a curated record. The coding region runs from base 1 to 1179 and encodes 392 amino acids. The transcript has a single exon. NCBI's taxonomy places the organism in Eukaryota, Parabasalia, Trichomonadida, Trichomonadidae.
AUGGCUAAGAAUAUUCUUGGAAGCCGUUUUAUGGCUCUUCAGCAUUCCACUUUAUCACAUAAUAUUGUUAUUGGUAAAUCACAGUUUUCUCGUUCAUUUUCUUCGUUAUUAUUUACAAAAAAUCAAAAUCAUUUUAUCAAAAUUCACAAUACAAAGCUUUCGUCAUUCCUCAAUUCAGUUAUUAAAGUUGACAAAGAUGAUUUGGUUAAAAAUGAAGUUCUUACAGACACUUAUAGAUCAUCAGAUGAAAAUAUCGAAAUUGAUGGAUGUGUCUUUUUCAAUUUGAGAAGUAAAGAAGAUGGUGCUGCAUGUAAUAUUCAAAAUUCGAAUGGAAUAUAUUCGAUUAAAAACAGUAUUUUCCAAGAUUGCAGAUGUGAACGAAAAGGUGGAGCAUUAUACAUAAAAUCAUAUAGCUUAGUUUUAUUUGGAAACUGUUUCCACCUAUGUCGCUGCGGAACACCGAACGGUAGCGAUGGAUCUACAAUUUAUGCUGACGCAUCAGACAUUAUUAAUACCUCAUUUGUUACAUGUCAUGAAUGUCCUAAAUUUGGUGAUAUGUGCUGGUACGGUAUCUGCAAUUUAUGGCAUGCAGACUUAUAUUCAAAUAAUAUUAACAUUUCUAAGAGCGAAGUUGAAUAUGUCUGCAGUCUUGCUCAUUGUGAACCUGCAAGGAAGAUUUCUGUCAUAAAAUUCUAUACUUCUGUCAAUGGAUUAACCGGAAAUUCAUUAACUUUUGUUGGUAUCCGUUUCCCAGGUAAUCAUCAAUUCGGAAAUAUUGUUAACAAUUCAGUCAAGUCCGGUUUAAUCUAUUUCCAAGAUUCUAAUACCGAUGUCAAAGAAUUUGUUUUUAUUUCUAACUCCGGACCAUUAACGUAUUCUUGUGUAGGCAUAAGUAAUGGUACAUUUAUCGGUUGUCUGUUUGAUCGUAAAUACGAAAAUGGAAAUGGCUACGAUUCUACCGUUGAUUGUAAGAUUCGUUUCAGAAACGUCACUCAAAUUCCAAUGCCAAUGGUGAAUACAUUUGUAUGUAACAACGCUAUUAAUUUUGAAGUUUCUUUUGAUCGAACUCCUUUGUUUAUUUUGAUUGGAGCUGUUGGUGUUGCUUUGUUAAUGAUUGCGACAUACUACAAGCAACUGUUAUACUUGUUCAGAAAAUUAUCUGGAAGAAGAUUCAAAUAA